Messenger RNA from Adineta ricciae, 213 nucleotides. The record is from the annotation of a GenBank genome assembly. Lineage: Eukaryota; Metazoa; Rotifera; Eurotatoria; Adinetida; Adinetidae.
AUGCAGCGACUUAUCUUCACUGGUCUUCUUAUUACUUUGUUGUUGGGUGCUGUUUUCUCUUUUGAAAUGAUAACUGAAACGAAUGUAUUGGCUUUCAACAACAGCGAGCAGCAGCAAGCCGUAUUUCAUGAUAUGAUUAGUCGUCAUAAACGUUCUGCUGGUGGUUGCCCAGCAUUUUGUGGUGGUUACUAUCCCGAUUGUCGUUGUGGUUAA